This is a messenger RNA of Pollicipes pollicipes, 3480 nucleotides long. RefSeq lists its product as uncharacterized. The record is from RefSeq and is a predicted model, not a curated record. Lineage: Eukaryota; Metazoa; Arthropoda; Thecostraca; Pollicipedomorpha; Pollicipedidae.
GUUCGCCGAGAUCCCACCUGAGAAAGGCCUGCGCCGCUGCAAGUGCUGGCUGCGGCAGGUGGCGCGCAAGGCGCGCAAGAACAUCCUGCACCACAGCACACACGACUGCUCCAUCCCGCCGGACUGCCGCGAGCAGCUCAAGCACAUCUACGUCUACUGACACCGUGCCGACGAGGUGACGUCAUACCGACACUGUGACGUCGCGCCGCGAGAGCACGUCGUAACGUGGCGGUGACGGGAAGAGACGGCCAACUGGUUGGCGUCGGUUAGGAUCGGUUGGUGGGGUGACCUCGCGACGGACCGCGAAGUGGGGCUCGCCGACACCCAGCAGGAGCUCUUCGAGACAAGCAAGCGCUGCAGGGAGACCUCAGAAGUGCUUUAUGAUUACAUUCUCACCAUGAAUGUCACAGACGUUCUCCAAUUCUUGGUUGGCGUUUCAAACCUCUGCUCACUCUACAUGGGACUGGCCGUCAGGCAUCAGCUGCCAGGCAUCGACCAAGAAUCAAAAACGCCGCGGAGAAGCCCUUUGUUGGCUCAUCAAGAUCUGAAGCUGCACCGGCACUCCGCGAGCACUCCCUCCACAGCACUCCCUCCAUUCCGCGAGUUAUCAAACUCUGCGGCGAGCAGAUCUUCAAGCUCUCAGACCCUGCGGGGCCCUGACUCCGUGUCGCGUCUCUGCACGGCCGGCUGCGUCAGGCCGACAGUGCAGCAUCCAGUCCGGCACCCGGUCCGGCAGUCCAGUCCGGUGUCCGGUCCGGCGUCCGGUCCGGCACCUGUUUCGGCGGCGAAUUCGUCCCCCAAAUCCCUUGACCCAGUGCCGGCCAGGGUCGACCGGCCCCCUGCCGCGCCCGCUGGCAAGAUCGACUGUCGUCACCAGCGCUGACCCGGCCACAGGUGGUGCAACAACUGUCUAAUGGACACCGGUAUGGCCUGUCGAUCACAGGCGGGUCAAGCGCCAGGCGGCGAGGUAGGCGGUGAGAAAUGGCGGGCGGAGACCGACAGCUGUGAUAACGUGCUCGGUAUGAGGUACCGGUGAGUGCCACAGGCGUCUGAGGGCUUCGUGUGGCAGGCCGGUCCGCGAUGGCGGUUCAGCCCCCAGUGUCGCUGUUGCCAACAGCACCGGCUCCGGUACCGCUGUUGCCGACAGCAUCAUAUCCAGUACCGCUGUUGCCAACAGCACCACAUCCGGUGUCGCUGUUGCCAACGGCACCAUAUCCGGUGCCGCUGUUGCCAGGUGCCUCUGUUGCCGACCGGCGCUGGCCGGGCUGCGUCGGUAGCGGAGCCAGGGGCGGCCUCAGGCCUGCUCUCUCUGCAGGCGUUGCUAUCGCGAGGUCCCGGGUUCUGGCGUUGGCUUGACCACCAUUGUUAUUCAUCAUAUUGUGCGAUGUAGCAAAAGAAAAGAAUGCUAUGCUGCCGCCAGCACUCGUCGGCCCCUAUUUCUUCCCCCACUCCGACACCGCCCCUCGCCCGGGUUUCUACUCCGUGGCUCCGCCCCUCGCCCCCGGCUUCUCCUUCCUGGCUCCGCCCCUGACGCCACGGACGCCGCCGCCGCCCGUGGAUACCUGUGUCGGCCGUGACUGAUGGCAAGGAUGGAGGGAGGCCGGCGGCGGCGGCACACUAUCCAGCGUCGGCCGGCGCUGUCCGGCCCGCCACGCUGGGGCGCUGGCGGCGGGCGGCGUGCCGUCGUGCCCGUCCACAUAAAAACACAUUGCCGGGGCAAGGCAGAAAAAGGGUUUUGUAUGAAGGGUCAGCCUCCGAAAAACGAGCCGAACAACCCGGUCGCGGAACUCUUUUGCUGUGGUCGGGUUUCCGACAGGGCGAGCUUUUGCCGCUGUUCGCCGAGAACGAUGCUUGGUUCCGGAUGCUAUUCUGGCACGGGGAUAAAUCUGGCAGCACUGCUGGUUUUAAUACCACAGGUCUUAGUCGAACCCCACCCUGGGAGGCACUCAUAGGUCAAGGACAUGCAGAAACGCGUUCAAUAAGCAACGAGAAAAGGCGCCGUCCGCGCAUAUCCACUCCGUGAGGGUGUGACUGGGAGGCUGAGAACCACCUCAUCCCCCACUGGUCCCGUCUGCAGGGCAGAGAACCAUCACAUCCCUUGUUGGUCCUUCUGCAGGGCAAAGGACCACCGCAUCCCUCACUGGUCUCGUCUGCAGGUCAGAGGACCGCCACAUCUCUCAUUGGCCCUCUGGAGGGCAGGGGACCACCACAUCCCUCACUGGUCUCGUCUGCAGGUCAGAGGACCACCACAUCUCUCGUUGGCCCUCUGGAGGGCAGGGGACCACCAUAUCCCUCACUGGUCCCGUCUGCAGAGCAAGGGACCACCACAUCCCUCACUGGUCCCGUCCGCAGGGCGGGGGACCGCCGCAUCCCUCGCUGGUCGAUCCAAAUGCCGGCUGCGUUCCUUGGUGAGGACGCUCUUUCGCCGCGGCCACGAAAUCGUGGCGAUCAUAAUCUCACCGACCGCCUCCAUCGCCAAGACCUGGGGCUCACCAGGAGCCCCGACAAGGACAGACACGAGCUGCUGGUUUUUGCUGUUACGCAACGCGCGCUUGUGUGCUAUUCGGCGUCGCUUGUGUGCUAUUCGGCGUCGCUUGUGUGCUAUUCGGCGUCGCCCACUGGCAGCCAUCUGUGCAUGCGCAUUCUUUGUCGAGCGAUAUCAGCCGAACGAUAUUUGGCAAUGUGGCUGGCGUUCUUGCGAUGAGCGUGGCUGUUUGACGCUAAGGCUGGCUCCCUCACGCAUAAGGAAUGAACGGUUGCGAACCGCACAGGCUUCUGGCGUCGCUUCGUUUUUAGGGCUUAUCGUGUCAUAUGGCUUGAAUACGCCAGCACCAGCCGUUCACACCACCGUUACGUGGAGUGAUAGCAUGUGAGGGGCAGAACACCACCAGAGUGUUUGUGUUCCAUGUCAUGGCCGUGUGCUCUCCAUUGUGCGCCCGCGUGCUUGCACGCGCGACGGACAGCAAAUGAUGAAGUUUACUGUGUCAGUGUCGGUGUCAGUGUGUCAGUUGUCAGCCUCCACGAGGCGUGCACGGCGAGAGCGUGACUCGGCGGAACGCCGGGCCGACCCCCUGCGGGCUUGCAAUCACAAUGGCGUGACCCCCCCCCCUCUUGCCACCGUAUUCAGAUGCAGUUCUCCGGGAAAAGCUCAGUCCUCGCUAUAGUUGACGUGUUUUUUCGUUCAUGAUCGUUGGCGCAAUUGCGGUAUUUGGGCGUGGUCGCGCGCGAUAUGCAUGUGUAAUGUCAACACUCGGGCCAGAGCUGGGUUCGCCGCAGGCGGCUGUUCCGUGCGCGCUCGAAAGUCGCGUUGGAAACUGAUGGCCUGCUUCUCGUGGCGUGGUGGUACAGUUCGGAGGGCGUCCGUUAGUGCUUGUCUGUGAAAUUUGCCUACGUGAAGUGAUAGCAUGUGAUUUGUGACGCUCAAACAGGCUCAUAAAAGAUAGCUCAUUAGCUCAUGUGUCAAUAAAUCAUUAUCCCAUG